Messenger RNA from Alternaria arbusti, 1824 nucleotides. RefSeq lists its product as uncharacterized. The record is from RefSeq and is a predicted model, not a curated record. The transcript is spliced from 4 exons. Lineage: Eukaryota; Fungi; Ascomycota; Dothideomycetes; Pleosporales; Pleosporaceae. The coding region runs from base 1 to 1824 and encodes 607 amino acids.
AUGGACGGAAAGGUUUCGACAAACAGAAGCGACAGGCGUGGUUCUAGUCAGAUGCGGCAGGUCCAAGAGAAGAAAGCGUCUACUGCGACCAAUUCAUCGACGCGCAGCAGCCAGAUCGACGAGCUAAAAGCGAUCAUUGCCACACAGAACCAGACAAACUCCGUCCUACAAUCUCAGUUCGCCGCCUUGAGAUCGUCGCACGAAGCACAAGUUGCAAGCCUCGUGGACGCACACUCUGCGGAGGUUGCAUCUUUGAAAGAUCACAUUCGGUUGCUUCAGGAGCAGAACAGCAAGCACGGCCUGCACCAGGUGUCGAGGAACAAUACUUCGCUUGUCUCGGAUAGCGCUGAGCUGCCACACACGUCGAUUCGCGAAACCCCGCCGAUUGCUGAAGACCCCGACUUUGUCUGUCCGGAGAGCUUGAAGCGGAAGCUCAGCGCCACACGUCGACCAGAAAUGACAACUCGGAACCUGCUUCCAGAGCUCAAUCAGUACAGACAAAACAAUGUUGCUCUCCAACAGCAGAUCGAAUCAUUGAUGGCGAAGUUGAACGAAUCGAAGAAAAGCGAGAGAGAGCUUCGUUCAACACUAGGACUGACCGAGAUGAGAUGUGCUGAAUUCGAGGACAAGGCAACGCACGCUGACAAGCUUGCCAAAUCCACGCAGGCUCUGCAAAACACCAUUGAUCAUCUCGAGAGCCGCCUCGAGAUCGCCAACACUGAACGACUGGACGCGGAAGAGCAACUUUCGAAUCUGAUAAACGGGAAAUCACCCUUCGACCUCAUCUCAAAAGGACCACCUAGUACGAGCGACCCAGCUUCCGAUGGACGUAUGAGUAUGAGUACGGUCUUCUCGAGCGCUUCGCCUAUCAGUUCAGAGCUUGACUCGCAAGAGAACGCGACGCUAGCUUCUUUUGUUGCGCACAUUGAGCGUCUGCAAGACCAGGUCAGGGAGAAAGAUCGUCGCAUUGCGAAACUGGAGAAAGAGCGAGAACAGCUACGACGGGCACACAGCGAGCUAGAACAAGAGCACAAGAAAACUGCCGGUCGUUCAGGCACACACCACCCAGACACGCAUAUGGAAAGACUUCGAGCCGCAAUCUUGAAUCGCGAAUCCGUAAUUGAGCAUCAUAAACUCUUGUUGCAAGCGGAAAUCAGACGGCAUGCGGCAAUGAAGCUUCACAUGGCUGGGGAAGGGGAAGACAGCUGGCCGGAGCUUGCCUCCAUUGCGAGACGGGAAGACAUCGAUAGGUGGAUGGAUAGGCUCCACGAGCGCUUGAGGAGGGAGCAAUCUAAACAGAAGGGAAAGGCUCUUGCCGAUACUCCGGAUGUGCAGAUAGAGAGCUUGCGACAGGAGAUCGACUUCUACGUUAGGGAAAUUAUUCUCUUCAAGCUCGACAUCAAAGGUUACAAGAGCGACAUUCGAAAGCUGAAGAAAAUCACUGCGCAAAUGGAAGCUUACGGCCGGACGAGCGAUCUGGAAUCUGAAGCAUGUUCUCUCAGGCCAACAGCUACACCUGUCCCCUCGUAUUUCCCGCCGACCACACCAGAGCUCGAUGGCGCCAGUGUUGUCUCGCCUGCUAUAGACGAAGGUCAUAUUGUGACUGCCCUGGGAGGAUCCCCGGUUGCUAUCUCCCCAUUAGCUCCCUCGCGCGAUCGGGACCGCGUCUUCAUGGCACCAAGAAACUCACGCGAGCUCGACAUACCAGCAACAUUAUAUGAGGUGGCGCAUAAGGAUGACUACGCAACCGGAGCUGAUCUCAUGAGUGCGGGGGCCUCUUCAAACUUGGUCUUACCGCGGACAGCUACGGUAUGUGCGCGCUGA